GCCUCUCAAUUGCUUGUCAGCACAAUAAACUUGGCAGAUAGCAGCUUUCCUACGUACUCUGCAAGCCUGUGGAUUUUUCAUGCUCCCAAAACACACUCCUGGACUAGCUACCGGUAGAAGCAACGAUCCGCAAACAAUAUCGAGAUGGCGCAUCCAAACCUGGUAGAAGUCGACUCCCUCGAGGCAGUCCUCCUUGUCGACAAUGACCUCGAUCUCAUGUCGACCAUUGCGCCCGACACAGUCGAGGUCUCGGGCCUCUGGCGUACGCUAGCCACACAAUCCCCGCACGCGAUCUCGGACCGCGGAGACGCACACAAGGAGCUUCAGAUGGAAGAUAUCUGCUGUGCGGCGCACGGAUUGUCCAUUCUCGUGACAGCCACCAAGGAUGGGAAAAGCCAUACUCUGCUCUUCGACGCCGGACCCGAAGGUGAAGUCUGGGAGCGCAACGUCAAUAGACUGAGACAAGACUUGUCGUCUGUGGAAGUGGUUCAACUAUCACACUGGCAUCGAGAUCACUCAGGUGGUCUGACUCGCGCUAUUCAGAUGAUCACAGAGGCUCGACAAGCACAUAGUGUCCCAGACAAUGUAAUCAUCGAUCUGCAUCCGAAUCGCCCAGACUACAGAGGCAUGGCCAUUGGCGAUAAGAUCAUCUCUUUGCAGGCUGAUCCGACAUUCGAGGAACUGCAAGCAGCGGGCGGGGUCAUUGACAAACGAGCUGAAGCGCAUACAGUCCUCGAUGACUACUUCUUUAUCUCAGGGGAGAUACCCCGGCGAACCUCAUACGAGACUGGCGUGAGGGGCGGUAUGCGAUUUGACAAAAAGGAGAACGACUGGUUCUCGGACGAGGUCAUUGCUGAUGAACGGUUUCUUAUGUGUAAUCUCAAGGGGAAAGGAAUCGUCAUGUUCACCGCGUGCAGCCAUGCAGGUGUCGUCAACUGCGCACGACAUGCGGUUGAGGCUCUGGAUGGCUCUGUACCUCUCCAUGCGGUCAUCGGAGGGUUUCACCUAGCGACUAGCGAGGCAGCACAGACGGAGAGCACGGUCAAGGAUUUGAAAAAGCUGGAUCCGGCUGUUGUUUUGCCCGGACACUGUUCUGGCUGGAGGGCGAAGUUUGCGAUUGAGAGACAUAUGCCGGGCACGCUGGUUCCGUGCUCUGUGGGUAUGAGAAUAUCGUUCUGAUGUUUGAGUCUGGUAUUAUUGGCCGUAAGUAAGGGCUCUCGUCUGUAGUAGCUGGUGGAACACCCACAUGUAUAUCUAGGUAUAUUAGGACAGGUCCACAAUCGGUAGGCU
Molecule: messenger RNA, 1290 nt
Organism: Aspergillus homomorphus CBS 101889
Lineage: Eukaryota; Fungi; Ascomycota; Eurotiomycetes; Eurotiales; Aspergillaceae
Product: MBL fold metallo-hydrolase
Exons: 4
Coding region: 145-1179 (344 amino acids)
Molecular function (GO): transferase activity
Source: RefSeq, a predicted model, not a curated record